Molecule: messenger RNA, 963 nt
Organism: Frankliniella occidentalis (western flower thrips)
Lineage: Eukaryota; Metazoa; Arthropoda; Insecta; Thysanoptera; Thripidae
Product: myb/SANT-like DNA-binding domain-containing protein 4
Exons: 3
Coding region: 178-432 (84 amino acids)
Source: RefSeq, a predicted model, not a curated record
AUAUUCGAGCUCGUAGUCUUUUGUUUCUUCUUUCAUGUUUUGUUUUUGUUGUUUGUUGGUAGACAGACAGACAGGUUAUGAGAAACAGCAAGAGAAACAGUGGUGUUCGAGCUAAAUUUUGAAGUUUUGACCAAAUUAUCAUAGUCUACUGAAUAAAUAGCAAAAGUUUACUUGACAAUGGGUAGUAGCAGUGCUAGCGAAUUGUGCGAGUUGAAGCGGGAUGUGAUGCUUCUUGAGGUGGAGAAACUGCUCUACGAAACCGAAAAGCUGAAAGAAGAAAGAGAUAACAUGCGCCAGGAAAAAGAAAUGUUAGAACUUGAGCACCAAGUACUACUGCGUGAAAGAGAAAGACUUGAGGUAGAGUUAGCUAAGCAAAAUCUUCGAGGCAAUGGAGCUUCAAACCGCCCUUCCACAUCAGACAGGGGCCCUUGAACAUUAACAAUUCUUUACUGGUGACUUCUUUUGUCUGUGAUUUUUAACUUAGUUAUGAAGUGAAUAUUAGAUUUGAACUACUAAUCGCAUCAGCUCUGCAAGGGCAUUUCAAGUGCUCAAUAUUUGUGAGCUAGAUCAAUUCUUGCAUGUUAAUGGAACCUGGUAUAAUUUGAAGAAGAAGGCCAAAACAGGAUUGCUCAUGAAAGAACAGCUUUCCUUUUGGUUUUUCUUUUGAUUUACAUCUCUAUGAUAAGUCAUAUGUUCAAAACAGGUUACUUUCAGUCAUUUAUGAGUCAUUUGUGAUGGUAUUUGGUAUAUUUUACUAAUGGGCUGGUGCACAUGUGUGCUGUUAAGAAAUCUUGUUUUGGAGUAAUUUUGUACUGUAUCUACUUUCCCACAGUAACAUAUUUUAUUUUAUUCAACUCAAACAUACAUAGUGGUAAUUUUCUUUGUCCAUCUGGAUGUGUAUUUUAAGACUGCCAUUAAAAUCCCCUCUGACUAUUGAUUGGUAAAUAAACUUACAAAUUUAAA